Messenger RNA from Talaromyces proteolyticus, 2976 nucleotides. Its product is annotated as WD repeat protein. Gene Ontology annotation, biological process: glutathione catabolic process; proteolysis. The transcript is spliced from 6 exons. The record is from RefSeq and is a predicted model, not a curated record. Lineage: Eukaryota; Fungi; Ascomycota; Eurotiomycetes; Eurotiales; Trichocomaceae. Gene Ontology annotation, molecular function: peptidase activity; protein binding. Bases 1 to 2976 code for a protein of 991 amino acids.
AUGUAUAAUGAAGCUGCCGAUUCCGAUGACCUAUCAGACAAUGAGUCUCAUGUAUCCCUGUCCACCAGCAACUCCUCUGGCAAGCCUCCCCAGUCGUUUUCAGGCCAGGUAAGUAUACGCAAUGAUUGCGCUAUCGGCCACCGGGUGCAGGCAGCGCGCUCUAUCCUGGCCUUGGCAUUAGACGAGGAAUUCGUCUUUGCAGGUCUGCAGGGAGGUGACAUCGUGGCAUGGUCUUUAGACACGUACGAACUGGCGUUGUCUAUUCGGGCGCAUGAAGAGAGUGUCCUAGGACUAUUUCUCUCCGAUGAUGGAAGUCUGCUCUUUUCUAGUGGUGGAGACUCGGUGGUUAACGUCUGGUCAACUGCUACUUUCGAGAGACUGUACUCCAUCUACUCGUACCAUGACGUGGGCGAUAUCUUUGCUGUCGUCUAUUCGCGUGACCUCGACACCGUGUUUUGCGGAGGGCAAAACACAAGUCUGCAGUGGUGCAAUUUAUCGACAGAUGAAGCUGCCACAGUGACAAGACAUCCGUCCAAGCUCCGACAUCGAUUCUUCGAUUCGCGAGGUCCUGGUGGCAGUAUCAACCCACGAUCAGAGGAGUCUUCCAGUCAAAACCCAGCCAGCCAUGGAGGGAAAGCUUUGACGUUCAAGCGCGACCACCACAGGCUAUUUGCCCACCAUGGAUAUGUGUAUUCAAUGAUCCUUGUCCGUGGAUUGGUGGAGUCAGCGCCAUCCGAAGAGGUGCUUUUGACCGGUUCUGGUGAUGGUUCUGUCAAAUUGUGGCGACUGAGUAAGGAUGAAAAUGGGGCUCCGGUUCAGUGGGCCAAACUGAACAAUGGAGGCGAUGCUGUUUUGUCUCUAGCUGUGGAAGGACCGCUGUUAUACUGUGGUCUAGCUGGCGGUGCAUUGAACAUUUGGAACUUGGACUCCCAGCAGCUUGUCAAGCAGAUUACCGAAUAUCAGGGAGACUUAUGGGCCAUCGAUAUCAUCAAAGGUAUUGCAAUCGGUGGAGACUCGCAAGGAUUGGUAAAAAAAUUCAAUUCCAAUUUCGAGGAGAUUGGGUCCUGGACGGCUCAUGAGGGCACCAUGCUUGCCUCGGCUGCAGGAUUUUUCAGAAAUCGGCGCAUAUAUGCUACGGGUGGAAAUGAUAAUACUGUUGCUAUUUGGGAUCUUAGUGGACAUCCGGAAAAUACAGAAAUCCAACCUAUUGGCAAUGAUGAAAUGGUCAAUACUCUCGCCAAAUUUGUUUCUUUCAAGACUAUCUCGUCCAGCCCAAAGUUCUCGGUUGAUUGUAACCAAGGAGCUGCUUUUCUCCGCCGCCACUGUGCAUACUUGGGAGCAAAGACUAAGUUGCUACCAACCGGCGCUGAUACUAACCCCGUCGUCUACGCGAGGUUCUCUGCGUCUUCGGCCGGAUCAGACGUCAAGACUUUGCUAUUCUAUGGGCAUUACGAUGUUGUAGGCGCUGAUACCAAUCGAGCGAAAUGGCGGACAGAUCCUUUCCAACUCAGUUCUGUCGAUGGAUUCUUGUACGGUCGAGGCGUUUCCGAUAACAAAGGUCCCAUUUUGGCAGCUCUUUACGCAGCUGCGGACCUUGUUCGGCGUAAAGCCCUCGACUGUAACCUGGUGUUUAUCAUCGAAGGAGAAGAAGAGUCAGGGUCGCAGGGAUUUCAGAAAGCAGUGCGCGAAAACAAAGAACUUAUCGGAAAUGUCGACUGGAUUCUCCUGGCAAAUAGUUACUGGCUGGAUGAUCAUAUCCCAUGCCUUACUUACGGUCUGCGUGGUGUCGUACACGCCAAUCUGAUUGUGACAAGCGACCACCCUGACCUCCACAGUGGUAUAGACGGAAGUGCUCUACUGGAUGAACCUCUCAAGGACUUGUCUCUCCUUAUUUCAACAUUAGCUGGUCGUAAAGGACAUGUCAACUUUCCCGGUUUUUACAAUAGUGUGCCAAAAUUGACAAAGGCAGAAGAAGAGAGAUACGAAGCCAUUGCAGCGACUCUUCUUCCACUGCACCCAGAAAUUGUCGAUCGGGAGGCUUUCACCAUGUCGCUAAUGUAUCGCUGGCGAGAACCAUCCCUUACUAUCCACUCGGUUGAAGUCCCAAGCAACAAAAAUUCAGGAACAACAAUCUUUCGCCGCGCAAAGGCAAGCUUGUCCGUGCGAAUCGUGCCCAACCAAGAUGCCGACGAAGUCGCGUCUGCUUUGACAGCAUACGCACAGGAGCAAUUCGACUUGUUGGAAUCGCAAAACGAGCUCACGGUCGAGAUCACAGGAAAGUCGGACCCAUGGCUAGGAGACCCGGACAAUGAAAUCUUCGGUACAUUAUCAGAAGCCAUCUCGGCCGCCUGGACACCCGACUAUGACGGUAAAAGACAAUACUUUCCUUUAUCCCCGUCCAGCAGUCUUCCUGCCAGAUCAGAGCUGCACCGUACCGACUCCAAUGACAGCGUCGCAUCGCACAUCGACCGGAUCAUCUCGUCUACCACGACAUCCUCAAAGACAAAAGAGCGCAGGAAGCAGAGUACUUCUAAUGCAACGUCAGUACCGACCUCAUCAACCUUGACUGGCAGCACCUCGAGCAAAGGAGUCACCAAGAAUGACUCUGGUGAUGUAUCCACAUUGCCUUCAGCAUCUUCAACAAUCGCUGCCUCCGACCCCUUUCCUUCAACACAAUCCGUACAAUCCCAACACGCCUUCAACAAGCAUGCCAGCCUCUCCUCGUCGCCACCAUCAUCAUCCUGCUCCCGAUCAAGAAAUCAGUCAGUUACCCCACUAUACAUCCGCGAAGGUGGCUCGAUCCCAACAAUCCGGUUUCUCGAAAAGGAGUUCUCGGCACCUGCUGCGAACUUGCCUUGCGGCCAGGCUAGUGACCAUGCGCACUUGGAUAAUGAGCGGCUGAGGGUGAUUAACUUGUAUAAAAGUAGAGAGAUUUUCCGUCGGGUUUUUGAGAAACUCCCUCAACGAGGGGCUUAG